AUGGUACCCAAGGUGACAUCAGGCGACUGGGCACCCUGUGGUGACUAUCGUGCCCUCAACAGCGUUACCAUUCCCGAACGGUACCUCGUACCUCAUCUUCAGAAUUUUGCGGGAACCCUUUUUGGCCAAGCGGUUUUCUCCAAGAUUGAGCCGGUGUGGGCUUUUCCUCAGAUUUCGGUCGUCCCUGAGGACAUCCCGAAAACUGCCGUCACCACACCCUUCGGCCUCUUCGAAUUCAUCCGCAUGCCGUUUGGUCUUCAUAAUGCCGCCUCAACGUUCCAGAGGUUAAUCGACCAUGUUUUACGUGGUCUAGCCUUUGUGUAUGCCUACAUUGAUGACCUCUUGGUGGCCAGCCGGAAUGACGAAGUACAUAAAGAGCAUGUUACCUUGGUGUUUGACUGUCUUGACAAGUUCGGUGUUGUCAUCAACCCCUCCAAGUGCGUGUUGGCUGUGCCCUCGCUCGAGUUUCUCGGCCAUCAUGUAGAUUCUGAAGGUUUGCGUCCCCUCCCCUCCAAGUUUAAGGCAAUUCGUGAUUUCCCUCCACCAACUUCCAAGCGUCAGCUGCAGCGAUUCCUCGGCAUGGUCAAUUUUUACCACCGGUUCCUACCGUACUGUGCUGACCUCAUGCUGCCGCUCACCAACAUGCUUUCUGGUCACAAAGGUCCCCUCGAGCUCACUGGUGAGGCACUGACUGCUUUUGAGAGAAUCAAGAAUCUCCUUGCCGACGCCACCUUACUCACGCAUCCCGCUCACGAAGCUCAGCUGUCCCUGAUGGUGGAUGUUUCAACCGUAGCCGUAGGUGCAAUCCUUCAUAAACACCUUGCUGGUUUGACUGAACCAAUGGCCCUUUUCACCUUAAACCCCUUGCUGGCUGAGAACCGCUACAGCACCUUUGGUCGUGAACUACUUGCCAUUUACCUAAUUGUGAAGCAUUUAGGACUUUUCUUUGAAGGUCGGGACUCCAUCGUUUUCACGGACCACAAGUCGCUGACUUUCGCUCUUCGUUCCCACUCCGACAAGUACAAUCCGAAAGAGAUCGCCCACUUGGACUACAUCUCUCAGUUCACCACCGACAUCCGUCACAUUGAUGGCACGAAAAAUGAGGUGGCUGAUAUGCUGUCCAGGCCCUCACUAUCCACCCUCCAACUCUCACACGGGAUCGACCUUGGCGCCAUGGCGGCUGAGCAACAACGAGUCGGCUGUUCUGGCGUCCAGUCCGUUAGUGAUCUCCAACUCAAAGACGUUCCUCUGACCACCGGCUCUGGUACCAUACUUUGUGACGUCUGGACUCCUUUGCAUAGCCCUUUUGUGCCCGCCUCAAUGCGUCGAGCAGUGUUUCAAACUCUGCAUGGACUCUACCACACUGGGAUCCAAGCUUCUCAAAAACUCCUCGCGGAAAGGUUCGUCUGGCCUGGCAUGAACAAGGACGACAAAGCUUGGGCCCGAUCGUGUCUGAGAUGCCAGCGGAACAAGGUGCAGCGUCACAACAAGUCCCCACCAGGCACUCUCCCCAGCACCGACGCACGGUUCAGCCAUGUGCACCUGGAUGUCGUAGAUCACUUGCCUCCAUCUGAUGGCUAUACUUGCCUUCUUACUUGCGUCGAUCGGUACACCCGCUGGGCUGAAGCCAUUCCUUUGCAGAACGUGCAGGCUGAAACCAUUGUAAAGAUUUUCGUCAGUCGUUGGGUCGCCAUGUUCGGUGUCCCCUCCACGGUUACGACUAAUCGUGGUGCCCAAUUUGAGUCUGCACUCUUACAAACGCUUCUCAAUUUUCUCGGCUGCACACGCAUCCGGACGACAGCCUUUCACCCAGGUGCCAACGGUAUGGUUGAGCGUUUCCAUCGCCAGCUAAAGACCACCCUGCGUGCUGUAGAAGACCCUGGGAACUGGUCAGACAACCUUCCCCUUGCACUCCUCGGCAUUCGCGCAGCUCUGAAGUCGGAUUUGGACUGUAGUGCCGAUGAGAUCCCUGACAAUUUUGUGCAUAGCCUGCGGCGAUUCACGCCCUCGCUUUCCCCGGUUCCGCGUCGAACUCCAACGACCGAAUCUUAUCUCGAAAAAGGCUUGGUCAACUGCACUCAUGUGUUCGUUCGGUGUGACCGAGUGCGCCAGCCGCUGGAAUCACCAUGCAAAGGACCGUUCCGUGUGCUCGCACACAACACCAAGACCUGCCGGAUCCUUCGGGGUGACAAGGAGGAUGUGGUCAGUGCCGAUCGGGCCAAGGCUGCUGUCGCGGAGGAGCCGUCGGAUUUGCCUCAAGAACAAAACUGUGCUGCCCCCCUACUCCGUGAUCCUCCAAACUACCUACCCCGUGCUCCUCCACCUUCCCAACCUUCUCCUACCCCACUUCCCUCCACCGCCUCCGACCCUUACUCUUCCAAUGCCACUGGCAUUCUCGUAGUGGCCGUCGCGUCCACUUUCCCGACUGCCUUAUCACUCAAGUGUAUUAACAUUGCAUUUACCUUCGGCGUCGUUUUUACUCCGGCCUUCGGUCUGGGCGGAGGUUACUGUAGUAGCCCUUUGUCAUAUUUUUGCUCAUACAUUGCCUUUUAUAGUUAUUCUACUUGCUAUGCAUUUACUAGAUUCACACUUAUCUCAUUUUUGUUUAAGUCAGUGCUUAUGCAACGGUUACGCGCACACUCCAACUAGUGUGAGUUUCGGUUCGACCAGUUGACUUUUCACCCAUUGCGUUAGUUCUUCGUUGGGCGACGUUGACAGUAAAGUCCGUUCGGGCACGGUCGUCUCGCUUGACUUUUCUCAAUUAAGUCUUAACGUGGGAUCGAGUUAUCGAUUGCCUUACCUGCCAAAGCUCUCUGACUUCUACUGGCGGCACCAUUAUUUGUGAAUUCCCCACCACCGCUCACCGUCCCUUUCUGUCGCCAUUUUACCAACGUACAUACCUUUUCUCCCUGCAAAACGUUUUUGAGCCUGGCAGUUGAAGGAUUAACAAACCGGUCCCUGUCCUUCUCACCGGUCCUGGGAUGCCCCGAAAGAUCAAAGUUUGGUCAAAGAUAUGUCCGGGCUGUCAAAAAAACAAGGCUCCUAUGGAAACCAUUCUCGGUCUCUGUGUUGGGUUCAUCCAUAUAGUCCUAUGCAAGCUUAUCUCUGUGCUUUGAUUUAACCAGUGGCUGGAAAUUAUCCACAUGUGGAGGUUCAGCUCUGGUCAGGGCAUUCCCUGGCCAUUGUGUUGCCAUUUUCAGUGCUCAUUAUAUCAUCACUACUGACCGGGGGCACGAACCGAAAUUCAGACUCCCUGCUGUUUUUAGGCCUUACACGCAUCCGGAAGACAGCUGAAAACCCAGCCGGCAAGUGGAUGGUCGAAUGGUUUCCCUGCCAGCGGAAGACAAUACUAUGCGCUGCAAAGGAGACAAGAAACUGGACGGACCUGCUGCCCUGUACGUUCCGCCGUUGA
Molecule: messenger RNA, 3412 nt
Organism: Spirometra erinaceieuropaei
Lineage: Eukaryota; Metazoa; Platyhelminthes; Cestoda; Diphyllobothriidea; Diphyllobothriidae
Source: the annotation of a GenBank genome assembly